This is a messenger RNA of Moneuplotes crassus, 2221 nucleotides long. The record is from the annotation of a GenBank genome assembly. Lineage: Eukaryota; Ciliophora; Spirotrichea; Euplotida; Euplotidae.
AUGGAAUCAAAUUCCGAAUCAGACAAUGAUUAUGUCGAAGAAGAGCAUAAAAGUAUUAGGCUAAAUCAGGAUACUAUUUCUUCAGACAUUAGCUCCCCCAGUAAAGCUACUUCUAAAAAUGAGAAUGACAACCCCACGACUCCUGAAAAGAACGAUGAAAAGAAAAUUGACCUCAAAGAAGGGAAUUCAUCUCAAUUUCUCAAAGUUUUGAAUCAAGCUAAUCCCAUAAGUUUUUAUAACAAAAAGCCCAGAGGUUCAAUGAAAAAUGAGACUGUCAAUAAGCAAUCAAUGAUGGUUGACCGGAUGGACUCUAUCAAAUCAAUGAAACAGAAAAUGCACAUGGAUCCUUUUGUGAGGACCAACCAAGCACUUCUUAAGAGAUUAGAUAGCAUCAGCACUCUAUUCAACAAAGAUGGAGGAGGCACUAAUUCAAAAAUUGGGGCUCAAGAAAAUAAUUACUAUUACACAAAUUUUGGAUGUAAUGUCAGUCAAACUUCGAAAAGAUUUGGAGUCAGAGAUACACCAAUGUUCAGAAGUGGCGAAGGGGUCUCUGAUAAUGAUGUCUCGGAAAAAGAUAAGAGAAUGUCUUCAGCAGUUAGUAUGUGGGAUAACAAUAGAGGUAGUGCUGUAUUCUCAGGAAAUACCCCAAAGAAAUAAAAUAUCUGACAAUCUCAAAGGAGUCAUGAAUAUAAAAGACCCAUUAAAUAAAUCAGAAGUGUCAGUAGUUAGCGUCAAUGAAAUUCUUGAUUUUGAUGACUACAUCCCAUUCAAGCCAACUAAUCUCCUUGAAAAGAUUGAUGAAGAGAAACAGCAGAUGCUUGAAAAAGAUAACGAUGAAAGAAAAACUCCCUCUCCCUCCCCUAAGAAGGAUCAUGUAUAUAGCUUUCAAGAAGCUAGAAUGAGUGAAGAAGAAUCUUUUGAUUCGAAAAACGAAUCGAUAAAAGAAACUAGUGAGUCCGAUAACGAAAGUGAAUUAGUUGACCAUCUCAAGGUUGAACCAAACAUGAAGCCAAGAAGAUCUUCUACAUUUAACUCUUGCCAAUUACAUCAGAAAAUAUUAAAAUUUAAAACAAAAAUGUCUUCCCAGUACCACCGCCAAGGAUCAGGGCAUUCAGAGUUAACUAUUGGAAAUUAUUCUCAAAAAGGAGGAAUCUUAACAUCAAUUUGUGCUAGUAGAGAUGGAAAUGAUUCUGAAGCUUUAGUAAACCCAAUAGCACUAAAAGCGCAGUUAAAAUAAGAAAAUGAGCAUGCAUUUUCCAAAGGCACGGCUUAAAAGUAAGAGAACUUUGAAGUUCAGGUCAUCAUCUUCCUCAAAAUCCAAGAUAAUGUCUAUCAGGAGCUACAAAAGAGCUAAGGCAUUUAAACUAAUGAUGAUGCCUACACCUCCUGAAAAGGUGAGCAAUUACAUGCUAUUCUCUUCACGUGCUCUUCGAAAAGUGGGUGCUACAAAUACAAAAGAUCUCAUCAUAACUCUCAAUGAGAUGGGCUUUGAUGACGAGAAAGUUGAAAGGACAGUCUACUAUGGCGAAAUUAAAACAGUUGAAGAAGCUAUGUACUACCUUGUCCCAAAUCAAGAGAAGCUAUGGGAGCACAAAUUUGUCCCUGAAACUUACUGUAAAGGUCAAGAAUGGUGCUUGUUUUGCAAAUAGACAACAAAAAUUGAAAAAAAACAAUAGUAAAAAUGGUAAUACCAGUGAGAAGAGCAGGCCAAAUUCGCCAGAGAGCAAAGGGAGGGACCUUGAAAAUGGCAGCUUAAAAUCUGGAGAGCAAAAGCAAAUUACACAUAUGAUGGAUAAAGUUAUUAUAAAUAAUCGCUUAUUCGUACAAAGAAGAAAUAGGAAUAAGUUAACAGAGACAGUUCAAACCAUUAGCCGUCUUGGAAUGGAUUUGCCUAAAAUGAAUCGUAAGCCAUCCAGAAACUCUGGGGAAGAAUUUCCUAAAGAAUUGGACAACCAGGAAAAUACUGAGGUCAAUAACCAAGAUGAGAAUGGCGAGCGUAACUCAAAUUUAGGAUUUGACAUUUCUCAGCAUUAUGAUGAAGCUUCUGAAUCUCAAGAAUUUCAAAUUUUAAAAGAUGGAAUUAAAUAAAUCUGAAGAAAAUAAUAAAGAUCAAGAUAGUAGCCCUAAAAGCUUUAUCUCUGAACCAAUGAAUAAAAGAUUAUCAAUAUCUGUUUAAGAACGAGAAUGAAGAAGAAAAUCCUCUAAAUCAAGAGGCUAAAUA